Cornus florida is the source of this 516-nucleotide messenger RNA. Its product is annotated as disease resistance protein RPV1-like. The record is from RefSeq and is a predicted model, not a curated record. Gene Ontology annotation, biological process: signal transduction. NCBI's taxonomy places the organism in Eukaryota, Viridiplantae, Streptophyta, Magnoliopsida, Cornales, Cornaceae. The transcript has a single exon. The coding region runs from base 1 to 516 and encodes 171 amino acids.
AUGGCUGCUAUGGGAUCCCAAGAACCUUCCUCAAUUCGGUGUUCUUAUCAUCUUUUCUUGAGCUUCAGAGGUGAAGACACUCGGAAAACCUCUACCAAUCACCUUUAUACAGCUCUGCUAUAUGCAGGAAUACACACAUUUAGGGAUGAUGAUGGACUUGUGAGAGGAGAUGAUAUCUCCUCAGAAUUGAUAAAGGCAAUUGAAGAGUCUAGGAUUUCAAUAAUUGUCUUCUUAAAAGACUAUGCAUCUUCAGCAUGGUGCCUUGAUGAACUUCUAAAGAUCCUUGAGCACAAGAAGAGUGUUGGUUAUAUGAUUGUGCCCGUGUUCUACCAUGUGAAUCUGUCCCAUGUUAGAAAGCGAAAUGGAAGUUUUACAAAAGCAUUUGUAAAACAUGAAGAAAAAUUUAUGUCCGAGUCCAAUGAAAGAAAAGAGCAAGGAAUGAACAAGAUAAAGAAGUGGAAGGAAGCUUUGACAGAAGUAGCAAAUUUGGCGGGGCAUGUUUUAGGAGAUAGGUAA